Messenger RNA from Exserohilum turcica Et28A, 972 nucleotides. RefSeq lists its product as uncharacterized. The coding region runs from base 1 to 972 and encodes 323 amino acids. The record is from RefSeq and is a predicted model, not a curated record. Gene Ontology annotation, cellular component: mitochondrion. The transcript has a single exon. Gene Ontology annotation, molecular function: (3R)-hydroxyacyl-[acyl-carrier-protein] dehydratase activity. NCBI's taxonomy places the organism in Eukaryota, Fungi, Ascomycota, Dothideomycetes, Pleosporales, Pleosporaceae.
AUGGCGCACCUUGCCCGUCGGCUCUUCACAACAACAUCUCGCAAACAAGCCUCGGCAUCCGAAGCAUGUGACGAGCUCCUCACUCGCUUCCAGCAAGGCCCAGUCUCCAUCCGGAAACAACUCCUGGAUGCAAACCAACUUCAGCUUCUCAGCAUAACACUCAAUCGCACGCCUUCGUCGUUCAAUCCACCGCCAAAUGGGACGCCCGUUCCACCAGGAUACCAUCUCAUUUAUUUCACCCCCUCCAUUAUCGAAGCUGAGCUAGGCUUGGAUGGCACCGAUAGGACGGUCAAUCCGCUUAGCCCAUUUACACGCCGAAUGUGGGCAGGAGGCGAGCUGGAGUGGGCACAACACCGCAAUGCGUUUUUGAGGGUAGGACAAGAAGUCCGCGAGACGACCAAACUUGUCAGCGCAGAGCCCAAGAAACUGAAGAACGGCGGAGAAAUGCUCGUUGUGGGGGUUGAAAAGACGUUUUCAAACCACCAUGGCAUCGCUUUGACUGAUCGUCGUAACUGGGUUUUCCAGCGAGAACUCACGCCAGAGAAUGCGAUAAAAGCGCCGCCUAGGCCAGAAGAAAAGCAGCUGCCGACGGGCCAGUACCAACGAGAUUUUUGCCAGACGCCAACUUCGUUGUUUCGCUUCUCUGCUUUGACUUUCAACGCGCACAAGAUACACUAUUUGCCUGAGUGGUGUAGAGAGGUGGAAGGUCACAGAGAUGCUGUUGUGCAUGGACCGCUCAAUCUGAUCAACAUGCUAGACUUUUGGAGGGAUACCGUUAGGAAUGGCGAUAUGGAAGCAGUUCCAAAGUCAAUAGCAUACCGCGCCAUGAGCCCACUGUACGUCGGGGAACCAUACCGCAUUCUGUUAAAUGAAAGCCCUGCACACCAUGACGGUGAACGAGGCACUCAAGAGUGGAACGCAGAAAUCUGGGAUAGCUUCGGCAAGCAGAGUAUGAAAGGAACAAUACUUUAG